AUGGAGAGGAGGGCGCACGCGAUGCUGUUCCCGUUCCCGUGCUCGGGCCACAUCAACCCCACGCUGAAGCUGGCGGAGCUGCUGCACUCGCGCGGGGUCUACGUCACCUUCGUCAACACGGAGCACAACCACGAGCGGCUACGGCGGCGGACGGGGACGGCGGCGGCGGCGGCAGAGGGCGGCGGGCUGCGGGGGCGGGAGGGGUUCCGGUUCGAGGCGGUUCCCGACGGGCUGUCGGAGGAGGACCGCGUCGCGCCCGACAGGACCGUCAGGCUGUACCUGUCGCUGCGGAGGAGCUGCGGCCCGCCGCUGGUGGAGCUGGCGCGGCGGCUCGGGGAUCGCGACGGCGGCGUGCCGCCCGUCACCUGCGUCGUCCUCAGCGGCCUCGUCAGCUUCGCGCUGGCGGCCGCGGAGGAGCUCGGCGUGCCGGCGUUCGUGCUCUGGGGCACCAGCGCGUGCGGCUUCGUUGGCACGCUCCGGCUACGGGAGCUCCGGCAGCGGGGCUACACGCCGCUCAAAGACGAGAGCUACCUGACGAACGGGUACCUGGACACGCCCAUCGACUGGAUCGCCGGGAUGCCGCCGGUGCGGCUCGGCGACAUCUCCAGCUUCGUGCGGACGCUGGACCCGCAAUGCUUCGGGCUGCGCGUGGAGGAAGACGAGGCGAACAGCUGCGCCAGGUCCCGGGGUCUCAUCCUCAACACGUUCGAGGACCUCGAGUCGGACGUCCUCGACGCGCUCAGGGACGAGUUCCCGCGGGUGUACACCAUCGGUCCCCUGGCCGCCGCCAUGCACCGCACGCAGCAGGUGCAGCAGUGCCACGGCCACGGCAACGCGGGGCUGAGCCUGUGGGAGGAGGACUCCAAGUGCAUGGCGUGGCUGGACGCCCAGGCGGACGGGUCGGUCCUGUACGUCAGCUUCGGCUCCCUGGCCGUGCUGUCACUGGAGCAGCUAUCGGAGCUCGCCUGGGGCCUCGCGGCCAGCAACCGGCCGUUCCUCUGGGCGGUGCGCCCGGGCCUCGUGGUCGGCGACCGCGGCGCCGACGCGCUGCCGGAGGACUUCCUCGCCGAGACCAGGGGCCGAUGCUUCAUCGCCGAGUGGUGCGCGCAGGAGCAGGUCCUCCGGCACCGCGCCGUGGGCGGGUUCCUGACGCACAGCGGCUGGAACUCCACGACGGAGAGCAUCUGGUCGGGCGUGCCGAUGCUCUGCUGGCCCGGGUUUGCCGACCAGUACAUCAACUGCCGGUACGCGUGCGAAGAGUGGGGCAUCGGGCUGCGCCUGGAAGAGACGCUGCGGCGGGAGCAGGUCACGGCCCACGUCGAGGAGCUGAUGGGCGGCGACACCGACAGGGCCAGGGAAAUGCGGCGCUGCGCCGCCGAGUGGAAGGCCAAGGCUGAGGCCGCCACGGCGCCCGGUGGGUCGUCCUACGAGAGCCUCGACAGGCUGGUGGAGGAGCUGCGGCUCGGGGAGGCGGCGGACGCCGAGGCCGAGCUCGCCACGGCCGCGCCGCCGCAGGGCCGGUGA
This is a messenger RNA of Miscanthus lutarioriparius, 1524 nucleotides long. The record is from the annotation of a GenBank genome assembly. NCBI's taxonomy places the organism in Eukaryota, Viridiplantae, Streptophyta, Magnoliopsida, Poales, Poaceae.